CUUCCAAUCGCCCUCCUUCUUCACUUUGCGCAUGUGCACACCUCUCUUCCCCGGCUGCCCAGUACACGGUUCAGGGGAGAAGUCGAAGCUUGCACCCACCACGCCUGCGCAACCUCAGCCCCGCCCCUCCACCGUCGUCCCCGGAAACGCUUCCUUUCUACGCAACCGCUGCAGCAGCCCGAAUCGCCGGAGCUUUGCCUCUCUAGGCCGGUAGGGACUCUCUUCCAUGAUCCUGUCUGUCAAGACUGUUUGGGAGGGCGGCCUGUGAGGCUGGGUCGCGUUCGGACGCUUCGAUCCUCGAGUUGGUCACCGGUGAGUGGACCCCAAGGAAAUGUCCCCGGGAGUCCUGAAGCCCAUGGCGCGGCGGCGCUGACUCAAGCUCCGGCCCGAGGCCCUGCCGCUCUGGCCGGCAUGGCGGGCCAGUUCCGCAGCUACGUGUGGGACCCGUUGCUAAUCCUGUCGCAGAUCGUCCUCAUGCAGAACGUCUAUUAUGGCUCUCUGGGCCUGUGGCUGGCGCUGGUGGACGGGCUGCUGCGCAGCAGCCCCUCGCUGGACCAGAUGUUCGACGCCGAGAUCCUGGGCUUCUCCACCCCUUCAGGCCGGCUCUCCAUGAUGUCCUUCAUCCUCAACGCCCUCACCUGUGCCCUGGGCUUGCUGUACUUCAUCCGGCGAGGGAAGCAGUGUCUGGAUUUCACUGUCACUGUCCAUUUCUUUCACCUCCUGGGCUGCUGGUUCUACAGCUCCCGGUUCCCCUCGGCGCUGACCUGGUGGCUGGUCCAAGCCGUGUGCAUAGCCCUCAUGGCUGUCAUCGGGGAGUACCUGUGCAUGCGGACGGAGCUCAAGGAGAUCCCCCUCAACUCAGCCCCGAAAUCCAAUGUCUAGAACUGGGUUCUUUGGACACCCCGCUGGGCAGGUGCCCCACCCCCCUACGCCUUGGGCUGCUCAGACCCUCCAGGUGAGGUCCAGCCCAGGCCUGAGAGGGACCCUGGGAGUGUGAAGUCUGUCCGUGUGGGAGAGAUAGUGAGGCCCUGGCAAGAAGGCGGGGAGCAGUCAGGGUCCCAGCUGCUGCAAGCAUGGCCCUCGUCUGCGGAAGCCUUGGUGUCUAGGAGGUCAGCAAAGGGCUCUGAACUUGGUGUCCGGGAGGUCAGCAAAGGGACAUUGAUCAGGGCAAUAACGGAAUUGGAACCAUGUCACUCUUGAGCCGUCAUACCUAUCACCAGCCUAUUAUUUUAAAAAAGGAAAGAAAUCAAGGAUAUCUGAUUGGAGCGAGCCACUCUUCUGGUCAUCGGUCUUACCUCCCCGGGACAGCUGUCAGCUUUGCCGUGUUGUAGGACCGCAGCUCUUCUGUUUGGAGAAACGCUCGAUCUCUGGGUUCACGGCCACGGAGAAGGACGCGGGUGCACGGCGUUAGGCUGCUCUGGGGCGAGACGGCAGAUGGAGGCAGCCAGGCACCAGGAAAACACACAGCCUGGGUCUGGCUGUGUGCGUGUUCACCCGUGAACCUAGAGUUCCCUCUACUGGGUCCACAUCCUGCUGCCAGCUGUCAACUUAGUCGGCCUUAGGACCCAGAGAAGCGUCCUCACAUCAUUCCGGUCUCACCCUCAUAAUAGAAUCUCUGCGAGUGAUCAGGCACCUCAGCUCCUCCUGGACAUCAGUUCUGGGCAUAGGUUCUUUUUCCUGACUUCUUUGGAAGUGUGCAGUGGGAAGGGUGUGAUGGGCGUCUGGAGACAGGGAGCCCAGGCUUCCAGCUCGACCUGCGCUGACGGUGCGGAGGGGGAUAGGGAUUUGCUGUUGAGAUUUUUGUUGGGAGUGGAGUGUCUGUCCUCUGUGAGGGGCUUGCAGCUGUCCUUCCUAUGUACAUAAACACAGUAUUUUCCACGGU
Messenger RNA from Artibeus jamaicensis (Jamaican fruit-eating bat), 1882 nucleotides. RefSeq names its product SYS1 golgi trafficking protein (gene SYS1). Gene Ontology annotation, biological process: protein localization to Golgi apparatus; Golgi to plasma membrane protein transport; Golgi to endosome transport. NCBI's taxonomy places the organism in Eukaryota, Metazoa, Chordata, Mammalia, Chiroptera, Phyllostomidae. The record is from RefSeq and is a predicted model, not a curated record. The transcript has 4 exons. Bases 412 to 882 code for a protein of 156 amino acids. Gene Ontology annotation, cellular component: trans-Golgi network; Golgi membrane.